Molecule: messenger RNA, 2910 nt
Organism: Paramecium pentaurelia
Lineage: Eukaryota; Ciliophora; Oligohymenophorea; Peniculida; Parameciidae
Source: the annotation of a GenBank genome assembly
AUGCAAAUGGAUGAAGAAAAUUAAGGAUUAGUACAUCAAGAUGUGAAGAAACCUAAAGAUCCUGAAACACGUGGCAUUCUAUCCACUAUUUGUUACAUAAUACAACUGAUAAUACUAAUUUUAUUAGUUUUCUUAGUCUUUAAGUAUGCUUUGGCCAAUCAUAAAUAAUCGUCUUAGAUUCCUUAAAUCUAAUAAUUGAAAGUUAAUGAAACAGAAAAUAUUGAUGAUAUUGAUGAUACUGUAGUUUUGGAUAAAGAAGAUUAAGACAUUAUGCAAUUUUUAACAAGUCCUGAAGAUGUUACUUAAUUUGAUAACAUAAUCCCAGAACCAGAAGAAGAAUAAUUUGAAGAAUUAAUAUUUGAAGCUGAACCAUAUAAUGAAGGAUAAUUAUAAGGUUGGUAAUUUAAGAAUGGAUUAACCUUAAUUGUACAAGAAAAAUAAGUAGAAAUAGCCACUUUAUAAUUUGUAAUCUAUCAUGGUUAUCAUGAUGAUGAUUACAAUACAUUAUUUAUGCAUUUAUUAUUGAAACAAUAGUGUUCUUAAGCAUAAUUAAUAGAAAGGGCAUAUAUGAGUACUAUUACUACUCACUUUAAAAACGAAUUAAUGGAAACUUGUAUAAGAAAGUUUGCUGAUUCACUUGUGAGAGAAUAUACAUAAGAUGAUUUGGAUAAUAUAAAUAGUGAAUAAAUUUAAACUAAUGACAUUGAUCUUAUUUUUAAAAUUGAUAGAGUUUUAGAUGCUAUAUCAUUAAAUAAUGAAAUUAUGACAGAACCUAUGUAGAUAUAAGAUUUAUAAAAUUAUAUCGAAUUAAUAUUGGUUUCAAAUCCACUUAGAUUGACAAUAGAAUCUGCAUUAUCAAAUUAAGAAAUUUAUAUGCUUGUUUCAGAUACUUAAUUAUUGUAAAAAGAAUUUGGAACUUCCAUUAUUGAUUCUUGGGAUCUAGAGCCUAUUUUAUAUAAUUAAAUUAGAAUCAAUUCAAAUUAAACAUCAACUAUUUUAAUAUAUCCAGCAAAAUAAGAUGAAUUUUUUAAACAUUUGUUAUUAUAGAAAACACAAAAUUCUUUACAAACAAUUCUUAAAUGUUAAUUUGACAUUUUAGAUUUUGAUUUCUUAGCAAUUAAUAUUUAAGAAUGUGAUGUAGAUAGUAUCACAUUAGCUAAUGCAAUCUAUAAUUUUGGAUCAUUUUUAAAAAGAUAGAAUGAAAAAACAUUAUUAAAUUGUCAUAAAGAUUUUUAUAAUUUAUAAAUACUCUAUUAAAAAUAUAUUGAAGAUAAAGAGUUUUCCAAAAAAGAUUUAAAUGCAAUUAUUGAUAAUAUUUAAUCAGGAGUCAUUAUUAUAUAAUAAGGAUAAUUUAUAUAUCAAGAAUUAAAGACUUUAAACAAAGAAGAUUUCUUAAACUCUAAUUUUGUUAAUAAAAAAAUAUAAUCAAUUGAAUACUCCAAUAUUUUAUUAGAUUAUACUAUUGUUUCUAAUAUAGAUGAGUAAUUAAUUUCAUAAUUAAAAUUACCCAAUCUCUCACAAUAUAUUCCACUUGAAUUACCAAAUUAUAAUUUUUACACUACUAAUGAAAUUGUCCCAAUUAAUAUUACUUUAUAAGAACCCUAACUUAUGAAUGAUUCUCCAAAUGAUAUAGAACCUGUAUAUAAACCUCUUACUCCUUAUAUUCCAUUAGAUUUAGAUCAAUCUUAAAAAAAUUAUUUAAUACCAAUUUUAACACCAUUAUAGAUUUCUUAAGAAUUAUGGUGGCAAUAUGAUAAUCAUACUAAUAGAGUCUUUCUUGGAAUUUUAUUCUAUAAACCAAUUAAUGGUUAUAGCAUUGCAAAAUCAAAAGCAAUUUUGAAAAUUGCCUAAAUGUAUAUAGAACAAUCAAGUUUAGAUGCUAUUUCUGCAGGUUUCAAUUUUUAAGUAGAAAGCAGUUAUAAAGGUCUUUCUUUUAUGUUAUCAGGAUGGAGUCUAACAUUUGAAGCAGUUAAAAAUUAAGUGUUAUCAAAUAUCAAAGAAAUAAAAGAUGAAUCUAAAUUUACAAUAAUAAAAGAAGAUUUAAGAAAUUAAUUUUAAGAAUAUUAUUUUUCUAAAACUUAAUUUUAUUUAGUACAAUAUUGGCUACCAAAAUUAAUGUUGAGACCUGUAAAUGAUCCUGCUGAUAUCAUUAGAGAAUUUUAGGAUUUAAAAUUUAAUGAGUUUUCAUAAUUUUUAACAGAUAUGUUUUCAGAUAUUAAGUAUACAGCAUUCAUUAGUGGUAAUAUUGAUAUACAGAAUGCAAAAUAAUUAGUUUAAGAAUAUCAUCCUAAUGAUAUUGAAACAAUUACAAAAACAUUAUAAAUAAACAAAAAUUUAAUUCAUAUUAUCAAAUUACCAUCCAAAUAAAAAUAAAAUGCAGUAGUAAAAUACUUUUCUGUUGGUAAAAGAGAUUUUCUAACAACAGCUGCUUUAUUAUUAUUAUAAUUACAUUUUGAAUCUUAAUAAACAAUUUAAGUUAGUUUUAAAAGUAUUGGUUGUGUAGAUGGAUUAUUAUUCUAUAAUUAAGGUAUUGAUAGUGUUAUAAAAUUAAAUGAAUAAAUUUAACAAUUAAUAGAAUAACAAAAGUAUGAUUUAAAUAAUUUGAAAGAUCGAUUGAUAUUACAUUAUUCAAAUAAUGAUGAAUUUUUAUGGGAUAAAAUUUAUAAUAGAAAUUAUGCAUUUAAUGUAUGAUUAUAUAAAUAAUAUAUUUAGGAAAUUAAUGAGAUUAAGAAUUAAAUUGAAAAUGUAUAAAUAAGUGAUUUCCAAGGAAUACUUCAGUCAGAAACGUUGAGUAUUUUUGGAGUAACAGAAAGUUCAAAAAUUCCAAAUAUUCCUUCUGGUUAAAAUGAUUACUCAAAGUAAAAAGAAAAAUCAUAUUUUUAAUGUGCCUAUUAAUAUCAGUCCUAAUGA